AUGUCGAUCCGCAUGCCCCUCGGACGUCUGUCCGGACGCCUGGCGCAGCAGCAGCCCGCCGCCGGCUGUCUCUCGACAGCUUCACGCCCGGCGGCUCUGCCUCGCGUGCUUCGCCAGCAGCGCCGCUCAUACUCGUCCGAACCUCCGCGCGCCAAUAACCCGAACAAGGUCAAGUUCUGGCCGUUUUUCGCCAUUAUUGGCUUCGGCACGGCUGGCUACAUUGCCCUGGCGAACCGGCGCAAGGGCACCGCUCCCGUACCCGGCGGCUCGCAGCCCAACACACCGACGGCCGAGUCCGCGGGCCCCGUCUUCUCGCCGCGGGACGUGACCGUCGUCUUCGUACUCGGCGGGCCCGGGGCGGGCAAGGGCACGCAGUGCGCCAAGCUCGUGGCCCAGCACGGCUUCACGCACCUCUCGGCCGGCGACCUGCUGCGCGCCGAGCAGGACCGUCCCGGCUCGCAGUUUGGCGACCUGAUCCGCGACUACAUCAAGAACGGGCUCAUUGUGCCCAUGGAGGUGACGGUCAAGCUGCUCGAAAACGCCAUGGCCGACGCCCUCGCUGCCAAUGGCGGCGCGACGACGGGCCGCUUCCUCAUUGACGGCUUCCCGCGCAAGCUCGACCAGGCGUACAAGUUUGAGGACACGGUGUGCCCGGCCCGGCUGGUCCUCUUCUUUGACUGCCCGGAAAAGGUCAUGGAGGCGCGCCUGAUGGAGCGCGGCAAGACGAGCGGCCGCGCCGACGACAACGCCGAGAGCAUCCGCAAGCGCUUCCGCGUCUUUGUCGAGACGAGCAUGCCCGUCGUCGACUACUACGAGAAGCAGGGCAAGGUGGUCAAGGUCGAGGCCGUCACCAGCGCCGACGAGGUCUUUGCCGAGACCCAGAAGCGCCUCCGCGAGAGACUCGGCUCCGAAUUUUAA
Messenger RNA from Cordyceps militaris CM01, 918 nucleotides. Its product is annotated as uridylate kinase. Bases 1 to 918 code for a protein of 305 amino acids. Lineage: Eukaryota; Fungi; Ascomycota; Sordariomycetes; Hypocreales; Cordycipitaceae. The record is from RefSeq and is a predicted model, not a curated record. Gene Ontology annotation, biological process: CDP biosynthetic process; UDP biosynthetic process; 'de novo' pyrimidine nucleobase biosynthetic process. Gene Ontology annotation, molecular function: ATP binding; UMP kinase activity. Gene Ontology annotation, cellular component: nucleus; cytoplasm. The transcript has 2 exons.